Messenger RNA from Geodia barretti, 510 nucleotides. Lineage: Eukaryota; Metazoa; Porifera; Demospongiae; Tetractinellida; Geodiidae. The record is from the annotation of a GenBank genome assembly.
AUGCUCGACCCCGGCAUGGCGUUCGGCACAGGGCAUCACCCUACGACAAGCAUGUGCCUCAAGCAGCUUGAUGCGCUCGUAACACCGGGCAUUGAUGUACUGGAUGUGGGCUGCGGUUCCGGCGUGCUAUCUAUUGCGGCGGCGCGGCUUGGCGCGAGACAUGUCUUCGGGCUGGAGAUAGACUCGGUAGCGGUGAAUGUCGCCAAGCAGAACGUGCGCGAGAACAGCGUGGAACACACGGUUCGUGUGGCACAGGGCACGCUGCCGCAUCCCGACGCGAAGCAAUCCGCCUACGGAAUCGCGGUUGCAAAUAUCUCCGCGAAAGUGGUGUCCGAGAUUUCCCCUUAUCUGGUCAGCGCUGUUCAGAACGGCGGCAAAGUCAUAGCAUCGGGUAUUCUGCUGGAGAACAAGGAUAUCGUUUCGCAGGCGCUUAUUGAGGCUGGCGCUGACCUAGAGGAAACACUAGUUGACGGCGACUGGGUUACGCUGGUCGCAGGUGUCAAGAGGUGA